AUAUCAAUAAAUGUCCGCACUAAGCUAUGAAUAUAUGCUCUAAGUAACAUUUAUUUAAAAAAAAGGUAAACAUGCAUGUUUGGAUAUUGGGAGUUUUUAGCAGUUUAUCAGCCUUAACGCUUUCCAAACCAGUAAUAUCUCCAGGAGGUACCGUCAACGUUUCUCGAGGUGAAAAUCUGACGUUUACAUGUUCAUUUGAGGAGAAGCCGUCCGAUCCGGGGACGGUCUGCAAAUGGAGCGAAAUUCCACGCGGCGUUGAAUAUCCAAUAUCGCGAAUGUAUUUGUUGUACAAUAAGUCCAACUGCAUAAAGACAUUUCCUGAUGGUAAUCAUUAUGGUUACGGUUGUCAUGGCAACAAUGCUUUUUCAAUGACCAUCUUCAAUGCGCAAGAGGGUAAUAAUGGAACACGAUGGAUAUGUGAGCAGAUGGUCGGGAAAAACAAUAUGGCUCUCAGCGAACACGUGACCUUGAAUGUGAUAGAUCAUCCAACCCAUCAAACUUUUCAAGCGGUUACUGGCUCGGCGACAGACAUACCUUUGGACUUGAAAGUGUCGGACUCAAAUGCCGACUUACCGAAUGAGAUUUUCUCAACCAACGACUUCACAAUCUUCACCUCCACAGCAUGGAAAACAACCAUAUUAGUUUCAAACACAUCAUCUGCUAUAUCUAUUGAACAAAUCUCUCAACGCACGAAAACGUACAUAAUUAUCGGUAUAUCAGCCUGCUCGUUUGUGUGCAUUAUCAUCGGCGUGGGAGCAACGUACCUUAUUAUUCACAUGAAAAAUAGUAGAAGAUUAAAAAGCCACGAAUUGCCAAGCAACAGAAACCUUGAAUCAUCAUUCGGUAAGAAUGCAUUGUAA
Dreissena polymorpha is the source of this 860-nucleotide messenger RNA. RefSeq lists its product as uncharacterized. The transcript is spliced from 7 exons. The record is from RefSeq and is a predicted model, not a curated record. NCBI's taxonomy places the organism in Eukaryota, Metazoa, Mollusca, Bivalvia, Myida, Dreissenidae. Bases 72 to 860 code for a protein of 262 amino acids.